UAAAGCUUGACACCUGAAGUCACAACACUUUACUCCUCAUUCACUCUCCACCCCACCUGGACCAACUCUAAGCCAGCAUGUUCACCCCUCGUCUUGCUAUGCUGUCUGCGCUUGUUCUGGUACUCAGUGCCAUCACUUUUACCGAAGGCCUGCGUAUGGCAAGCGGACCGAAGAAAUGUUGUUUUACCUUUGCUGAUCGUCAGAUACCCAGAGGUAAAGUGGUGGGUUACACCAAGACCAGCCAGCAGUGCUCCAACCCAGCCAUUCUGUUUAAGACUCAGGCGGGGCGACAGGUGUGUGCCAGGUCCUCGGACAGAUGGGUGAAGGACUACAUCAACUUCCUGGACAGCAAGAAGUCUGGGGAGCAGACACCACUCCUGUAACCAUGGUGAUCGGACCGUCAGCUGUGUCAACAUCAAAGCAAAUCCUUCAGAACCUCUUUUGUACCACUAUUUCACAAGGACAUGGCCAGUGAUCUGCCUCAGAGAGAGCAGUCAUGGUCCUGAGCCAAAACACCACCUGGGUCUGGGGAAAUAGAUAAGCUAGAUGAUUUCUAUAUAACUGUAACACUGUGAGCAGCCUGUAUGCCUGUGAUCAAAUGACAGAGAAUGAUUUGACAGAGAACGAUUGUCAAUAUUUAUUUUUUAAAUUAAAUUCGAUACACAAUUUUGUAGAAUGUGUUGUGCAUAGUGAUGAUUAGAUUAAAUUAGAGUGUAGUUCCAUAGAAUGACCUAGGUUAUGUUACAUUUAAGUAUUCUUGAUUACUGAAUUGCAGGAUAUAGGCCUAUAUUCUGUUUUAUUGCCUUCAAUUCAUUAAAAUGCAUGUAG
Messenger RNA from Salmo salar (Atlantic salmon), 828 nucleotides. Its product is annotated as CCL4-like chemokine. NCBI's taxonomy places the organism in Eukaryota, Metazoa, Chordata, Actinopteri, Salmoniformes, Salmonidae. Gene Ontology annotation, molecular function: chemokine activity. Gene Ontology annotation, biological process: immune response. Gene Ontology annotation, cellular component: extracellular region. The record is from RefSeq and is marked provisional.